CAACCUCUCACAUAUACACCACCAAACCCCCCAUUUCCCUCCUCCUUCAUUCUCUUCUUCUUCUUCUUCUUCUUCUUCAUCAUGAGCUUUGUUCAGAGCCUCCAGAAGAGAAUGCCAACAAGCCAGGGUGCCCUACCCGUCUCCCAGGGCUCAGGGCUAGACCAGGCCCCGGCUCUCCGGCGGAGGCUGUCCUCUCUCUCCCUCAAGCUCCAGCCAAUCUCCUCGCCGGCCACCUCAUGGGCCAUGCAGCGGUCCAAGUCCGUCUCCGCCAUGGGCGAGUACGCCGGCGGCUCCAUUAAGAGAUGGUGGGACUGGGGCUGGACCUGGGUUCUGUCCAGAAAACCCAUCUUCGCUCAGGAUCUGGAGAUGAACGAGGAGGAGACCAAGAUUCUCGGCUCCGACAACAGAGGCAGCUGGAGGCAUGUCUUCUUCAAGGUCCGGUUUGAGCUAAGGAAGCUCAUGAGCUCCAACAACGUCACCACUCUCCCGCAAACUUACAGGCCCUACGACUCGUUGAACUACCCCAAGAACAAGAAGUGAAGAUCGGAAUUGAAGGUUAUAUGUUCUAUGUUCCUGUUCUUGUUACGCAUCCAGAAUGAAGAAGAUUGAUUAUACGAUUGUUAUUAGAUGAUAUCUUUUGUUGUUCUAUUAUGUGGGGGCUUGUUAUAUAUAGAACUACUUGCUGCUUUCGUCGUUGCUCUUCGGUUCGGAUCGUAAUCCUCUUUUGGAUUCUCUGCAAUUUGUUUUGUCGGUGCGGAUAUUGGGGAUCCGGAAUUUACGAGUUCCGUCGUCGGCGCCGGUGAUGAACCAACCGAAUGGGAAUUGCAGGGUUUUGCUGGUGCUUGUUAUCAUAUUCUUAAUUAGAUAGCAUUUCAUUCAUUAGUAAAUACCGACUUUAUCAUGAUUGUUAUUAUGUUUAUUUUUUUAAUUAAAGGCAAUUACUUUGCAGACAGCUCCAUUAAUUUGUAUUAAUAUUAUGUGCUAGUUUUUUUAGUAUUAUGGAAUAUUCAUGAGC
Argentina anserina (silverweed cinquefoil) is the source of this 1015-nucleotide messenger RNA. RefSeq lists its product as uncharacterized. Lineage: Eukaryota; Viridiplantae; Streptophyta; Magnoliopsida; Rosales; Rosaceae. The transcript has a single exon. Bases 82 to 540 code for a protein of 152 amino acids. The record is from RefSeq and is a predicted model, not a curated record.